AUGGCUGAGAUCGAGGAUCAGUUCUGGCGUCUGCCUGUGGACAAGCAAGUUUACAAGCUUUAUCCGCAGACCCUCAACAUGUCAGAUGUCGUCAGCAGAGUGAAGUCAUGCCGUGCAGUGCCGGAUGUAGGUUCCCAUGGUGCCCUAUUUCUAAACUAUUUUCGUGUGGGGAGAACUAAAACUGGUGUUCCUGGUGAUAGUGAUCACUAUGUUGAUAAUGGAGUUGAUGGUUUUAUAAUUGUUGUCUAA
Dibothriocephalus latus is the source of this 249-nucleotide messenger RNA. The record is from the annotation of a GenBank genome assembly. NCBI's taxonomy places the organism in Eukaryota, Metazoa, Platyhelminthes, Cestoda, Diphyllobothriidea, Diphyllobothriidae.